Molecule: messenger RNA, 945 nt
Organism: Stegodyphus dumicola
Lineage: Eukaryota; Metazoa; Arthropoda; Arachnida; Araneae; Eresidae
Source: RefSeq, a predicted model, not a curated record
UAUCCUGGCACGAAGAACAUAAGGGGGAUGUGUUCAAUUUUCAAGCAGAGAUGCUGGCCUAUUGCAGGUAUAUUUUUUCCCUCCUUUAUUCUUAUUUAUUUAAUAUUUUGUUUUAUUCUUAUAUUUUAUAUUUCGUAUUUUUUAACAUUUUUUUUUUAAUAGAUCGGACGUGGACAUUCUUCGUCGAUGUUGCCUGGAAUUUCGAGCCCAGUUUUUGGAUGUGGCGGGUGUGGAUCCAUUCCAAUACGUAACCAUUGCGUAAGCGUGUAUGGCAACCUAUCGGAGUGGCCACAUUCAGCCCAACACGAUUGCCAUGGUACCCACACGCGGAUACGUGAACUCCACGAAUUACAGCCCUGAUUCGAUCCGGUGGUUUGUUGCUGCUUCGGAAGGCAUUGCCCUUCAACAUGCGUUGAACGGUUCCGGAGAGCACAGAAUCGCCGGAAUCUCGGUAGACGGUUUCUGCCAAGCAACGCAAACCGUCUAUCAGUUUCAGGGCUGUUUUUUCCAUGGGUGUAGUCCGUGCUAUGACGGGGAUACCAUUCACCCCUUAAAAGGAGUUUCCAUGGCAACGUUAAGAGAAAAGACAGAAGAGGCCACACGAAAACUUCGAGCCCAGGGUUUCCACGUCAUAGAAAUGUGGGAGCAUGAGUUUCAGAGAGAAAAAGAGGAAAAUCCAGGUCUCCAAGCUUUCCUGGAUCAACACCAUUUGAGGGACCGACUCAAUCCUCGCGAGUCAUUUUUCGGAGGACGGACCAAUGCCCUCAAAUUGUUCCACGAGGGAGACGCUAAAUAUGUGGAUUUCACAUCCCUCUAUCCAUGGGUUCGUACUUUUUUAUUAUUUUAAAACCUUUUCAUGGAUGAUGUGUUUUUCUGAUUUUUAUGUAUGUUUUUUGUGAUUGUGUUUUCUGACUUUUUGUUUAUUUCACAGGUGAACAAAUACUG